Messenger RNA from Beauveria bassiana ARSEF 2860, 1878 nucleotides. Its product is annotated as Atg28p-like protein. The transcript has a single exon. The coding region runs from base 1 to 1878 and encodes 625 amino acids. The record is from RefSeq and is a predicted model, not a curated record. Lineage: Eukaryota; Fungi; Ascomycota; Sordariomycetes; Hypocreales; Cordycipitaceae.
AUGCCCAACUCGUCCGCCCCGAAUCGCAGAAGCAACCCUACAAUACGGUCCCCGAUACUAGCCGCUUUUCGCAGCCCGCGAGCACGAUCCUCGACAGAAUACCAACUCCAAGAGCUUGAGCCAAAGCCAGAAUAUCCCGAGAUGUCGCGAGAAUAUAGCUACGAUGAGCGCCGGCAUCUUGGGCCGGCUUUCCGAGACGAUUCCACUGAUGGCUGGAGUAACUAUGCAUCUAGCUCGCCUGGCUCACCUUCCGCACCCAAAAGGCGAGCCAUGUUCCACGGACCACCUCCCCCGAUUGCUGGUUCGGUCUUGGAAAGCAAUCAAUCACGGGGGAGCUCCGACGCUGGCCGAUCUCGAGGCAUAGUCGCCGCCAGCACUGCCCAAUUAGGCAGCCUGCUAUUCCAGCCAUCUCGGCAGCAGAGCCGAAUACGCCCAGAUUCCGCAUGGCGUGCCUUUAAUCGGAGGGAACGCGCCAUCGAGCAAGAUAUACAGCAGUUGUUGGAUCUCCAAGCUACGGGGCUAGUAGCCGGCAGCGGCAGAUUGCCCGAUGAUGAAGAGGACUUUAGUGGUACAGGUAGCAGCACGCCUACCGGAGCCCUCAACUCAACGGCGGCGUCAAAGUCAAGAAUGCUCAAUUCUCUGCAUAUGCCGGCCCGCUCGAAUAAAGACGGCAACGUCAUACCAGUACGGCAACCAACCGGUGGUAAGCCCCUGGGUCUCAGAUCGGCCAGAGCCGGCUUGCGCAAAGCCAUGGCAGCCCUGGUGGAACUUAAGCGAGAAGAGGACGCACAUGUCGAUGCAGCACUAUCGGAGCGCAAAAAUGCUCUCAUUCUUCUGUCGCGUUUAUCGGUGAAGCGAACUGGCAUCAGCAGUGAGCUCCAUGACCUUGAAGAAGAUGACGAAGAACCGUUGAGCAAGGAGAUUCGAGAUUUAGGGUCAAAAUACGAAUCUCUAACACAGGAAAUCAGACAGCUAGAAGAGAAGCUCAUGGCAAUGCGAAAUCAGCGCAAAUUUGUCAGAGAAAGGAUUGAAGAUGCGCAAAACCGACGUGAUGCUGGCCUUAGUGGUUAUCGUGGUGCACUCAAAGAUAUCGAUGCUGAGCUGCAAUCAAUAAUGAUGCAUCCGCCCAUCCAGCCGCUCGACCUAGAAGUUUUCUCUUUGCCGGACUCUGUCAGUGACACUGGCGGAAGUCCCGGCGGCAUGGAAUUCAUGCGACUCAUUCCCGAACGGCGAACGCCCGCCAUGGCCAAAUCCUGGUGGGAGAAGGAGGUAGCUUUACUCGAUAGGCGCAGAAAACAGAUCAGCAAAGAAAGGCGGGCAUUGGAGGACGGCAGUAUCGCGUGGCGUGAGGUGACGACACUCGUGACGAGCUUCGAAUCAAGUUUGCGGCACCUUAUGAAGACGGGGGCGCCACAAGCCCCGCCAUCCACAAAGGGCAAAGAAAAAGUGCCUUCGCAAGAGAGCCUCAUCCAAGAACAGUUGGCAAAGAUGGACGAGGUUGUCACACAGUUGGAACGAUGUUUGAACAAGGCCGAAUCCGAAGGCUGGAACUUGCUGGUGUGUGCCGUGGGAGCAGAGCUGGAGGCGUUUCGUGAAGCUCAGAAUAUGCUAAAGACCUUCUUCGAGGGGGACGCUCCAUCGGAACCAAACACGAUGCAGAGCGAACAAGGCCAAGAGCCGCAGCCUGCACGUCAAAUUGUGGAUGAGAGCGACAAUGAAGUCCCACCAGAUUUACUUGGAUCAACUGAUGAUGCAUCAUCCAAAGAGGAAAAGACUGGAGUCAUUGAUGGGAGCGAAGCCACGACAGAUUCUAAACGAAUUGACAGUGAAAAUGAUGUGCCGCCCGAAUUUUUGGCGGAGCUAGGAAAGGAGCAUUAG